Colossoma macropomum (tambaqui) is the source of this 1090-nucleotide messenger RNA. Its product is annotated as phospholemman-like. Bases 177 to 449 code for a protein of 90 amino acids. Lineage: Eukaryota; Metazoa; Chordata; Actinopteri; Characiformes; Serrasalmidae. Gene Ontology annotation, biological process: regulation of sodium ion transmembrane transporter activity. The transcript has 8 exons. The record is from RefSeq and is a predicted model, not a curated record. Gene Ontology annotation, cellular component: membrane. Gene Ontology annotation, molecular function: sodium channel regulator activity.
AAAGCCACGUUAGCCUCCCGUUCAAAACUCAGCCCCCUCAGCAAGACAGCAACCUGUGGAGGUGUCUGUGGAAAAAGGGUGUUGGUCUGACACUCAGUCGCUGAACUUAUCCAACGUGUUGCUGAUUCGGGUUGGAAACCAUCCGUUUUACCAGACAGAGGUGAAGACACAGAGCCAUGGCACGGAUUUUGGCAGUGGUCUUCGUUACAUUUGUGUCCCUCGUUUUGGCAGAGGACCAGCAAACAGAGGAUGAUCCGUUCACAUUCGACUAUCAUCAGCUUCGUGUCGGAGGGCUGAUCCUGGCGGCAGUCUUGUGUCUGAUUGGCAUCACUAUUCUCCUUAGUGGGCACUGCAGAUGCAAAUUCAACCAGGACAAGAGGAGGAGGGCAGGGAGUAAUGCUGCUACCCAACAGAUGCUCAAUGACACAGCAAGGGCCAGUGAAUGCUAAGCACUAAUCGAUGGCCCAGAUGCUCGGUGUCUAGCUGACCGGAGGAGGAGGGAACAGUGGAGAUCCUACAGUACCUUAUUCCACAACAGAAGCGCUGAAAAAGUGCUAAUGUCUCUUUAAGGAUGAUCCUGUUAUAUAGAUGCUGUUUUUUUUAUUAUUACCACCUAUUUGCUGCUCACACAGCUCCUUAUUUGGAAAGUGAUGCAUCACCCAAGAACCUGUGUUUUGGGGCUUUUGCCUAUUAUUUAAUUCCACAAAAACCUUAUGGCAUCACCAGCCUCCGAGUUAUAGUAUUUCUAAUAUGUUUACUAAACCAUUUCAGCUGUAGACGCCUGCUGACCUUCUUAUUUGUCCCACCUAUCGGUUUUAGCCACCCCAAAAAACCUCUUUAACCAAAAAAGUACAAGCAGUAUAUCAGCUUUGCUUCCUGUUGUUGAUGUUGAGAAUGAAAAGUUGCUUAAUGUGGACUUCGUUGUUAUGUUAAGCUUGGUAGAAAUAAAAAGAGCGUCCAGCUGAUUCUGUUCACUCGAAGCACCUGCUUUAAUGCGUCGUGUUCAUAACAGGUUGUGCACUAUUUCUGUUAUUUUGUCAUUGUAAGAAAUUGUGUGUCAGAGACUAAAUCACUAAAACAGUCAAAGCUA